AUGGUCUCUGUUGAGCAAAUCAAAGAGACACAUCAUGCGGUAGCCGUUACUUCUCUGACUAGCAGUCAGGUAUCGCUCGCUCAUCCCGACGAGAGCGCUACGCCGAAGCUUAGUGUUGACGAUGAAGUUGACUACCCGGACGGAGGCUCUGUUGCCUGGCGUCAAGUAGUAGCUUGCCAUUUCAUCAACGCUAUGGCUUGCGGCUAUGGUGCAGCUUUUGGAAUAUAUCAGCUUUACUACACAGAAUCACUUAAACUUCCUGCAUCGCAAAUCUCGUGGAUCGGGUCCGUCCAGAUCUUCCUAAACAACUUGAUCUGCACUGUAGCUGGGCGACUAGCAGAUGCGGGAUAUGCGCGAGAGACGGUCCUCGGCGGGUCCUUCCUUGCUUUGAUAGGCACUUUCAUGAGUAGUCUUGCCACUGAAUACUGGCAGAUCUUCCUUUCUCAGGGAGUCUGUACAGGCCUAGGUUUAGGUCUGAUGUAUAUGCCUACUAUCACUAUCGUUGCGUCGUACUUCAAGAAUAGGCGCGCACUGGCCCUAACACUUUCUUCAGCUGGUACCGGAACAGGGAGUAUAAUCUUUCCCGCCACUGUCCAAUACCUCAUACCUAAGAUCGGCUUCGCUUGGUCCGUACGCUGCGCAGGAUUUGUCGCUCUGUUCAUGGUUGUGGUCAUGAAUGUACUUCUUCAGCCACGUCGCCUCCCCAAGAAAACUGGACCCGUGGUGGAGUGGGCUGCUUUCAAAGAGCCCCCUUACGUGCUCUUCGUCGCAGGAGCAUUCUUGGUCUACUGGGCCUUAUAUUUCGGUUACUUUUAUGUCAACACAUACGCUAUUACAGUCGCCUCCUUUACACCUACGUCUGCCGUUUCACUGCUGCUUAUCAUGAACGCAGUCGGUAUACCAUCUCGACCAAUAAUCGGGUACCUUGCCGACACUUACCUAGGCCCUAUUAAUGCUUUUAUCCUAUCGACCAUCACCCUAGCCGUCGCCUUCUUUGCAUGGAUCGCCAUCAACACGCCGUCUACCAUGUACGUUUUCGCGAUCGUCUUCGGUAUCACGAACAACGCGGCUCAGGGAGCCUUCGCCAGCGGUCUAGCCAGUCUGACUAAGGAUCCUGUGAAGAUGGGUACCAGGUUCGGCAUGUGUUGUACUAUACUAGGAUUCGCGACGGUUGCUGGGCCCCCUACUGCAGGUGCGAUUAUCGACUACUGCGGCGGCCAAUACCUCUGGGCUCAAGUCUGGGCUGGCUUGGUCACAAUCCUCGGAGCAGCUACCCUGGCCGUAGCUAGGUAUAAGGUAUCAGGCGCCAAGUUUAUGGUCAAAGUAUAG
This is a messenger RNA of Daldinia childiae, 1329 nucleotides long. RefSeq names its product Riboflavin transporter MCH5. Bases 1 to 1329 code for a protein of 442 amino acids. Gene Ontology annotation, biological process: transmembrane transport. Gene Ontology annotation, cellular component: fungal-type vacuole membrane. The transcript is spliced from 2 exons. The record is from RefSeq and is a predicted model, not a curated record. Gene Ontology annotation, molecular function: transmembrane transporter activity. Lineage: Eukaryota; Fungi; Ascomycota; Sordariomycetes; Xylariales; Hypoxylaceae.